This is a messenger RNA of Varanus komodoensis (Komodo dragon), 1461 nucleotides long. RefSeq names its product vomeronasal type-2 receptor 26-like. Gene Ontology annotation, biological process: G protein-coupled receptor signaling pathway. Gene Ontology annotation, cellular component: membrane. Gene Ontology annotation, molecular function: G protein-coupled receptor activity. The transcript has 4 exons. Bases 1 to 1461 code for a protein of 486 amino acids. The record is from RefSeq and is a predicted model, not a curated record. Lineage: Eukaryota; Metazoa; Chordata; Lepidosauria; Squamata; Varanidae.
AUGUUUGAAGAAGGAGCAUCCAACUAUUAUCAGCCAGGCAACUACCUGAUCAGCGGUUUUGUUUCUUCACAAUCUAUUGAUCAUCAGCAACCGUAUGUCUUUUAUGAGUCACCAGGCAAGCGGGGGGAGAGUUUCUCAAUUCUACGGUACUGGCACAUGUUGCCCAUCUUGCUUUCCAUCCAUGAGAUCAACCAGAAUCCCAGGCUCUUACCCAACAUCACUCUGGGCUAUGACAUCUAUGAGAGCCAUUUUGAUGGGAGAAUGACUUCCUAUGCCAUGCUAGGCCUGCCUGCCAGUGGGGAGAGCCACCUUCCCAACUUCAGCUGUGGGAAGAGGAAGAACCUGCUGGUCAUUCUUGAAGGAAGUGAAUCAGACAUUUCCACUCUCAUUUCAGCCAUGUUGGUCAUCUACAAGUUUCCUCAGGUGGCACCUCAUUCCAGGUGUGUGGAAAGCUGUCACCCCGGAUAUGCCAAGCAGACUCAGGAAGGGAAGCCACCCUGCUGCUACGCUUGUGCCCCAUGUGCAGAAGGGACCAUCUCCACUCAGCAAGAUGCAGAGCAGUGCAGCAGGUGUUCUGAAGAUCAGCACCCGAACAAGGACAGAGAUCGCUGUAUCCCCAAGAGAAUAACCUUCCUCUCCUAUGGGGAACCUUUGGGGAUUAUCCUGGCUACCUUUGCCAUGAUUUGGCUUUUAAGCUCAGCCCUUAUGUUUGGAAUCUUCAUCAAAUUCCAAGAAACUCCAAUUGUCAAAGCCAACAACAGGAACCUCUCCUAUAUUCUCCUUCUCUCCCUCCUGUUUUCCUUUUUGUCUACCUUCCUGUUCAUUGGGCAGGCAAGAAAAGCAACUUGUCUGCUCCAACAAACAGCCUUCAACAUCAUCUUCUCAGUUGCCACCUCGAGUGUGUUGGCCAAAACCAUCACUGUGGUGCUGGCCUUCCUGGCUACCAAGCCAGGGAACAGAGUGAAGAUAUGGCUGGGAAGAAGUAUGGUAAUUUCCAUUGUCAUUUCCUGUUCCAGUGUCCAACUGGUCAUCUGCUCCAUCUGGCUGGGCAUGACUCCACAUUUCCCUGACUCAGACAUGUACUCCCAGCCUGGUCACAUCAUCCUAAAGUGCAAUGAAGGCUCUGUGGUCGUGUUCUACACUGCCCUUGGCUACAUGGGCUUCUUGGCUGCCAUCUGCUUCACUGUGGCCUUCCUUGCCAGGAAGCUGCCAGGGGUCUUCAACGAGGCCAAGCUAAUUACUUUCAGCAUGCUGGUCUUUUGCAGUGUCUGGGUGUCCUUCGUGCCCUCCUACAUGAGCACCAAGGGGAAGUACAUGGUGGCCGUCCAAGUUUUCUCCAUCUUGGCCUCCAGUGCUGUGCUGCUGUGCUGCAUCUUCCUACCCAAGUGCUACUUCAUUGUCCUGAGGCCUGAUCUGAAUACAAAGGAAUAUCUCAUGACCAAGGGCAAAGAUGACAUCUGA